CAGGUAAGAACGUUUAAUAUUCACGCUGCUGAUGUGAGAAAUGCUUUUCUUUAUUACGGCUGCAAAAUGAAACAUUUAUUAUUGUUAAUUUAUUACGUGUUAAUAAUAAUUUAUUAACACUGUCGUGUAAAAUAUGCUUAAACUAAUAUAAUGAAUAAAUGUGUUACUAAACUGAAAGUGAAAGUUUAUAUCUUGCACCAAAAACACGAUUCUUAUCUACAUUUUCGGCAUUUAGCAGACACUUUUAUCCAAAGCGACUCACAAUUAUGACCUGAACAUGAUUUUGAGCAGUUGAGGUUAAUGGUCUUGCUCAGGGGCCCAACAGUGGCAACUUAGCAGUGGUGGGGCUUGAACCGGCAACCUUCUGAUUACUAGUCCAGUACCUUAACCACUGAGCUAUCACUGCCCCUGAAGAUAAAAUUCUGGACUAUUAAUGUGCAUCUCCUUAUAUUCAGUGAUUCAUUUAUUUAUGUAACUAUUCAUUUGUUAGUUAUGAUGCUGUAUAUCACAGUGUUAUUAGAAAGAAACCAUGUAAACAGGAAACACUGAUCUAAAAGCACUGAUCUAAUGUAAAAGAAUAUUGCUGAACUGUGAUAAUAACAUGAAUUACAGCCCUAAGUGGAGAAAAAGACAUAUUUUGUUUAUACUGACGCCAUUUCUACCCAACAGUUACAUUCAUGUAAUAAACAAUGAACAAAAUUAUUAUUUUUUGUGGCAGAGUGGCGCAAAGGGUAGUGCUGUUGCGUCACAGCAAGAAAGUCCUGGGUUCGAUUUCUUAGCAGGCUGGGUGAGCAGGGGUCAGUGUGGGUUUCCAUCAGGUUCUCCGGGUUUUCUCUCACACACGCAAAAACAACUGGAGCUGCAAAAUUUACUCGUGUGUGUGUGUGUGUGUUCUGUGAUGGACUGGCGACCUGUCCAGGGUGUUUCCUGCCAUUUGCCCAGUGAAUUAGUAUUUUGCAUAGAAAAUAGGACAAUCUGAUUUUUUUGCUGUUCUCACUCUUUAACGGUUCUAACAGGCACAUCAGUUAUACAUCAAUAACAUCAAAUAAAUAAAAUAUUCUCAUAUUUAUAGCAACAGUAUGGUGAAGGGCCUUUCCUUUAUUUCUGUGCACAAACAGCCAUUUUCAAACAGUGUUUUAGUUUGUAAACCUAAUCACUCUUUUUUGUCUUCAACAUGCCGUGCCAACAUCUGAGGGCGUGUCAGGCUGUAGAGGAACAAGAACGUUCUCUUAUCACAAAUAGUUGAUCCAUACUACCUGUACAUCUGUAACAGCUGCACAAAUCCUCACAGGUGAAGAUGGCGUCCCCCGCCGAACGGUUCCUGAAGGUCCACAGGAGUGAAAUCGUGGGCCGAGUGAAGAGCGUAAACGGUCUGGCUGAUUGUCUGCUUGAGAAGGAAGUGAUUUCUAAGGAAGCAUUGAAUGAGAUCAGUAGCCAGAAACCAGAAGAGGAGCAGAUGAGGACAGUUUAUAAGCAUCUGAACAGCAGUAAGGCCUAUGAAUUAACAUUAGAAUGGCUGAAGAGACACGAGUCUCAUGUGAUGGAAGAUCUGGCAGAAAAGACAGAGACUCCGGAACCGAGCCACUCGAGAGAAAAAAGACAGAGAAUCCAGAACCAUGAAGCCAUGGAUGAAACAGAUUGUGAUCUCCAAACAUCACCAGAUCUCAAGACCUUAUCCACCAUGGCCAAACUGGACGACUGGGUCUCUGAUCCUAAAAUCAGUGAAAAACUGGUUAAUGACCUGAAGGAGAAGCUUGCUCAGGGUGAAAUGGAGGGUUUGGAGGAUUAUCUGAAGGACAUAAAGCUGAAAAAGAGUCUGUGUCUCACUGCUAAAGAGAUCAACGAGAUCAGACAGAGAAAAGAUCUUCGUUCAUUUCUUACAGACGUUAAAGGAGCCAAAUUUCCUAAAAAUACACUUGACCACUUUUUUGAGAAGGUCAGAAGUAAGGCCUCAACAGCCAAGAAAAAGCCUGAACAGUACAGUAAUUACGACGACUCCAUAAACCAUAAUGCAGAUGAUUUGAACAGCAGUGGAUACGGAUCUUCAUGCAGCUCAAGUUUUAAUAGCAGAGUGUUUCCUCACACUGUGUUCCCAAAUGAGGACGUGUUCAUAUGUGAAGGUGUCACUGAUGUCAGUCACACACACAACAUGGAGGUCACGGAUUACGAGUCCAAAAGCGCAGACCUAGACUUCAAAGCGGACGUUCCACACCCAACAGAAAACGCAGAUCAGAUUCAGCAAGCUGUCAGAAGCAGUGGAGGAACCAGGGAAUUAAAAGAAAAGCAGGAAAUGGACGACACUGACUGUCCUCCUCAAACAUCCUCUCAAAACCUUUUUUAAUGUUCCUCUGUUUGCCAAAAAGAGCAAGUUGUCCAGCUACAGUCCAAGCUACAGGACAAAGUCGAUACCUCAUUUGAAGAAAGAGCGGUGGUCUGGUUGUGGAAGGUUUGGAGCCAGAAGAUAAGCAGCAGAGCAGUUACAAUCAUGGAGAUGAUUUUGAUGAGCC
Molecule: messenger RNA, 2507 nt
Organism: Trichomycterus rosablanca
Lineage: Eukaryota; Metazoa; Chordata; Actinopteri; Siluriformes; Trichomycteridae
Exons: 5
Coding region: 1298-2341 (347 amino acids)
Biological process (GO): regulation of apoptotic process
Source: RefSeq, a predicted model, not a curated record